CUGGCUCAACUCUGUAGCUUGUGGGAACUGCGCACUGGCUGGCCACGGGGGCUGCAGCGUUGCCACAUAGGAUCAAGUGCCAGAGCAGCCCGCUGCCCGGUACCCGCCUGUGAGCCCAUCAUCGGCUUUCGGAUAGGCCUGGCUUGGUGCCGGUCAAAUGAGCUUCCCAGUCGGGGACGGUGUGUACGAUGUGGCGAUCGGAGGCUACAAGGAGGCGAUUUGCCGUAACAGCCAGCACUUCGUAAUUCACGUCAAGGGCGUGCUCUUUGGACGGAAGAAGUCAAGCGGACCGACGGACCGACAGACGAUUCGAAUGAUGGGAUUGUGGAACUCAGAAGCUCGAUAGAAAGUGAAGGAAAGGGCCGGAGAACGACGAGAAUGUCAUCCUGUGAGUCAUGACGGCGCGUACACGGAUUGACAGGGAUGGAAAUCCUGCACUUUGUACAAGAUGUUUGAACUCUGAAGCUCUCCCGCACGGAUGAAGGUGCUGUCAUUUGGUCAUUAGUCAACGUUCUAGAAUCAGGAACAGCUGCUCGAAUGACAAAAAGUACCGUACUCCGUCGAUGGAUGCCGCUCGGCAUCGAACAUUUCAAGACUCUUCGACACAAGCAGAUCAGUCCGUAGAGUUCAAGAACAUGGUCCACGGUGUUCAACCAAGGACUGCAGUGUAGUGUCACUGGGACGCAGUUAGAGCAUGCGAAGGGUGAACGGUGAGCUCAGUUCUGCGAGCGUCUGGGUGUCGCGAACAGCGGUAGACGUUUGGGAGUCAAACAUGAGCCAACACUCUCCACCAAGAACAUCACCUAAAGAAACAAUGACUGCCAAGAAGCAUGGAGUUUAUGGAUGGACCCACCCGCACUCACAGCCCAGUGCCGCUGCUGUCUUCUCGCAUUUCACCUUCUUCUCUCCAGUCGCAAACAACCAUGUUCAAUUUGAUUCGGAUGAACUACCAUAUUGAACCCGAAGUUUUGGACUGCCAUGAUUUCGACGCUUCGAGUAAACAUAGAGGCAACAGACUCCAGCUCCAAAGCUUGGUUACAUCGUCCUCCUUCCAGCCUCAGCAAUGCAAGCCCAUGGCAGCGGUGGAGGAACCUGUAUCCGGAGUAAAGCGGGACAAGCGCAUGUGCUUGUGGUUCUCCACAGUCUACUAGCACAUAGGUAGGAACAUCACCGAAGUGGCGAACUCGAAGAAUUUUUUAAAGUCAGCUGAAUUUGGAAGCAAAUUCUGUGUCUUUUUUUUUCUGGGCAGAUCAUUUUCUUGAUGUUUCGUUUCGGGUCCGUUCUGUCCUGUCUUUCGAGAUGCAUCGCCUUUUCGAAGGAUUACAACACAUCGAUGGGAGUGUGCUAAGUUCGUACGCUUAAUGCGGGCGUGAAAAACUUUCGAAUCGACAGUAGUCCUGUUUCUAUCCUUGUGUGUCUGGCCCCUGUACGGAAACUGACGAGAGUCAGCCAGAGUGACGAAGACCGUGUCUCGAGAGAAAAGGACGGAAACAUGGUAGAUCACGCCGCGCGCGCUCUCUCUCUUCCUUCUAUAAGCGCGCGUCUACGGCUGAUACGGAGCGUACGCCCCUGAGAUUGUUUGCGGAGCGAUGAGCAGUUAUGUUGUCUUGUUUUGGGAAUUGGUGAGUUUGCUACACCGGGUUCGUUGCAGCGCUCUCAUGUGUUUAGCUGUGCGCACUGCACUCAUCGCAACCUACGUAGGCCCGUCCCUGCUUGACCUUGCGCGACGUCUGGGGGCGUUUGAUUGCUUUCUCGAGUUCCGCUCGGAGCCGCAUGGUGCAGACAAGGUUCCAUUUUUCUCUCCCUCUCUUCUGUUCUGUCUGUCUGUUUUGGAGGGAUGCACAUGCGUGAUCACAUCUGACCUAAGACACGCGAAAGGCCAGAUCUGCAGAGUUUCGUGCAAAUUAUAAUAUUUGCGUUCGACGAGUGAUUUCGGUGACAGCUCAUUAAAGUACCUCGUGUGUUGACACCUGAGUGACGCAUGAGGAGUUUAGAUUUUGGUGAUGGCCUUGGAGACCGCUAAGACGGCUCCCGACUUCCGAAGGUCAGACGAGGGUUGUAGUUGUGACAUACCACGUGGGCUGCGUAUUCUUCGCUCGCUUUAGACACGCCCAUGAAAACCGAGACAAGUUGUCGAACUUUUCCGGGAUCCCGAGGCUGCGAGGGCGGCCAGACAGUUCAAUUUCUAUAGUUGCUCAACCAGGAACACGACAUUCAGCGCAAAAAAUCAGGUUUCUUGAUGCAGAUUGGUUGGGGCCUUUUUUGAGACCUGAAGUUUGGCUUGGUCAUGUACAGCUUCUGACCUCGGAGGCAGUCCGAUGUACACUUUUCGUGUUGUUAGAUCUUGAAUUCAACGAAGUAUAUCUUCGAUUCUUUGACAAACGAGCAUUUGUCGUGUCAAUACGGCGAGCGGAAGCCUAACUAUGUGUCCCAGUUUCAACAUUCUCCACAUGGGCCACCAUCCAUGUGGUACGAUGGUCUUUUAUCGCAAUUCGAGGGCAUCUGCUAGCGUCAGUUCCUUCUGGGGAUAGAUGCAUUGGGGUCAUGCGUUUCAAGCCGAAAUUCACAAAGUUAAUCUCAAUCUCGGACUUGG
Molecule: messenger RNA, 2593 nt
Organism: Marchantia polymorpha subsp. ruderalis
Lineage: Eukaryota; Viridiplantae; Streptophyta; Marchantiopsida; Marchantiales; Marchantiaceae
Source: the annotation of a GenBank genome assembly